Messenger RNA from Drosophila willistoni, 2496 nucleotides. RefSeq names its product lipase 3. Bases 579 to 1904 code for a protein of 441 amino acids. The record is from RefSeq and is a predicted model, not a curated record. The transcript has 4 exons. NCBI's taxonomy places the organism in Eukaryota, Metazoa, Arthropoda, Insecta, Diptera, Drosophilidae. Gene Ontology annotation, molecular function: hydrolase activity, acting on ester bonds.
UGGGAGAGAAAGAGAGUGAGAGAGAGAGAGAGAGAAAUGGACAUGGGAAAUGUUUAUUAUUAACCAAAAUAAUGUUGAAGAACUUACGUCAGAGACAAAGUACCAAUAUAUUAUGUAUAGUUAUUUAUUUACGUACAAUUAACAAGAAACAUUUCAAUUGGCUUGGCAACUUGUUGCCUAGGUAGAUUUUAGUUGUUACUCCGCGCUCUCUCUCUCUCGCUCUCUCACUUCAUCUCUAUCCAUUUUGCGCUCUUGCUCUUGCAUCGCGUGCUUGGUUAAUAACAUUAUAUUAUUCUCAUUCAAAGUCAAGAUCUUCCCCAUCUCCCACAUGAAGCCGGACUCUGUCGACUGCUGCUUUUUGUUGUUAGUUUCUUAUCAAGACUCUAGUGACGAAGUCGGACUACAAUCGAGGUUAUCGCUUGACCAAUAUAUAUUGCUUUUAUUUUGUUUCUGUUUUUGUCUGAAUUUUUUGUUGUUGAUAUUGGGGUGAUUCAAUGAUUUCUUUGUUGCCGAACAAAUCGAAUUUGACAUCAGUCAAUACUUGGGCCUCAACGUGAACGGAACGAACCUUAGAGAAAAUGUCUUUACCAUCAUCGACAUCAUCGUCGAGUCGUCUGGUCUUUGGCUUGCUUUGCCUUGGCCUAUUAACAAACGAGAUUGGGGCAAAUUUAACAUUCAUGUUUUCAAAUCUAACAUUAUUCAAUGUGGAAUUCAAAUCGCCCAGUUGGCUGGGCAGAUCCAUAGCCGUUAAUAGCAAUCUGAGGAUUGAAAACGAUGUCGAUCCAAAUAUACAAGAGGACUCACAUAUGAACACGUAUGAAUUGAUACACAAAUAUGGUUAUCCGGCCGAGAAUCAUACCCUAACCACUGAUGAUGGCUAUAUUUUGACGUUACAUCGCAUAGCCCGACCGGGAGCUACUCCUGUUCUGCUAGUGCACGGCCUACUCGACAGUUCGGCGACUUGGAUUAUGAUGGGACCCAAUAAGGGAUUAGGUUAUUUGCUUUACGAACAGGGCUACGAUGUUUGGAUGGCCAAUUGUCGCGGUAAUACUUAUUCGAGAUCGCAUAUCAAGUAUACGACGAAUCAUGCCAAAUUCUGGGACUUCACAUUCCAUGAAAUGGGCUUGUACGAUAUUCCCAAAACGAUUGAUCACAUCCUAAAUCAUACGAAUACCAGACAAUUGCAUUAUAUUGGACACUCUCAGGGAUCGGUAGUAUUCUGGAUUAUGGCCAGUGAAAAACCCGAAUAUAUGGAUAAGAUCAUUCUGAUGCAAGCUCUGGCUCCGGUGGCAUUCCUCAAACAUUGCCGUAGUCCGGUGGUUAAUUUCCUGGCCGAAUGGCAUUUAUCGGUGAGCUUUGUUCUUCAAUUGAUCGGAGUUCACGAGUUCUUGCCGAAAAACGAGUUUAUCAUUAUGUUCAAUCAGCUUAUUUGCGAUGAGACAACAAUUACCAAAGAGAUAUGCUCGAAUGUUAUAUUCCUGACCACAGGAUUUGAUAAGUCUCAGCUGAAUGAGACUAUGUUGCCGGUCGUGGUGGGUCAUGCCCCAGCUGGAGCCUCCACCAAGCAGAUGCAGCAUUUCGGUCAAUUGAAGAGGUCGGGAGAAUUCCGGCAAUUCGACUACGGUUGGCUCAGAAAUCAUUGGCGUUACGGCAGCAUAAAUCCACCAACCUAUAAAUUGGAAAACGUUCAAGCCAAAGUUGCUCUCUACUAUGGACAAAACGAUUGGUUAGCUCAACCCGAAGAUGUGGAAGAUUUGGAUCGUAUGCUGCCGAAUGUUGUCAGCAAAUAUCUUGUUGACUAUCCGGAAUUUAAUCAUUUGGACUUCAUUUGGGGCAUUGAUGCUAGGGAAUUGCUAUGGGAGCGCAUGUUCGAUCUGAUGAAAGAGCAGGAAAAUUCUGUCUAAGUGUUUGUUUAAAUUAGUUUAGUUUUAAAUAUUUACUUACAGUAUGCAUUUGAGAUAUUGUUGAAUAUUUAUUUAUUUAAUUGAUUAAAUUAUAGAUCCUAGAAAUUUAUGUUUCUUUAAAAAGUAAAUCUAAGUGUAAUCUACAAAAAUAUUCUUAACAUUGUAGAUCCAUCAGUUGAAAUGAAACGAUUUCUAUUAUAUCACGAUAUUUUAAAGUUAAACUUCAUCAAUUAUCUCAACAAUCUACCAUCUUACUUAGGUAAAUCGUUUUGUUUAUCACUAAUAUUUUUCAUAUUACUUAACUAUGAAAACACAACCCACUCACUUGGAACUAAUUUGAACAACUUGAUAGACAAGCUAAUCGAUUUACACAUAUUUUCUAAACUAUGUGUCACAUCAACUUAUUUUUCUACUUGUGGGAUCUCCUAUAUCGACCUAGAGCAAGAUGCAGUACUCACAUAAUUUGGAGGCAAACGUGAUCAAUUUUCAUUUUCAUUUGACCUUUUUCUGUUUCUGAUUAUGUAUGUAUAAAUUGUUUAUCAACUUGAUUUUUCUAAUAUCUACAAUUGAUUUAAUAUAUACUAAAUCACAA